GAGGUCGAACGCGCGCUUCCAGGAGCCGCCGCGCGCGCUGCUGUCGAGCAGAGAGGCGCUGCCGAAUUUGGAGGCGGACGCCUCCAGGGGGGUCGCGGUGGCCUCCGCUGACGUUGACUGCUGCUUCUACCAGUGCGAGCUGCCACCUUGGGCUCGCUUCUAUUUUGGCCUACCUGCUGUCCAGGCGCGUUUUCUCCAGCCAGAGGUUCGUCGGCUGCUGAACAUCACGGGCCCGACUGAGAUGGUCCACUUCGUUGCCCGGGUGCCCCCCAUGGGCUGCUCGUGGGCGGCGCGCCUCAUCCAGGAGGCCCACGCCCACAUCCUGGGCGGCAUCAGCCCGGAGUCGCCGUGGAUCGCCGAGAAGGCGCCCACCUCGGCGCUCGGCGCGCAGUGCUCCGCGGCCAAGAUGCUGUAUAUCGACAACGUUGCCGUGUUUACGUCUGGCAGUGGCGACCCGACCCUAGAGGCCUCCUUCGACAGCGACGACGGGGACCUUCACGCCCUUCUCGGGCACGUGCUGCACAAGCCCUCCGCCGCCUGGCGGCUGUCGCGGCGCAAGUUCUGGCGACUGAAAGUCAGCUUCGAUUUUGCACUUGCCCCAGGGCGUCUCGCCACGGGGCGCGAGCUCGAGAGGCUCAUGGGGCACGUCACCUCCGCCGUGAUGUUGCAGCGGCCGGUGCUUUCCCUGUUCCACGCCAUCUACGAGUUCUGCCGGCGCUCCCGCGACAGACGGCAGCUUCUGUGGACCUCAGUGAAGCGGGAGCUCUCCUGCUUCAGGGCGCUGCUUCCAUGCGUGGCCGCUCUGCUGAGUCGCUCUUGGUGCGACCCGGUCACGGCCGCCGACGCCUCGCCGUGGGGGUUCGGAUUCGUGGAGCAAUCGUGGCCCGUCGGCGACGCGCGACGAGUUGGCAGCCUCUCGGAGCGCAGCCGCUUGCGGUGGGUCCUGGCGGCAGACUACGCCCCCCGGGACACGCUGGGCGAGCGGCAACUCCUGCGGGCCUCCUCGACGGACGUGGUGGCGGAGGGCGCCCUCGUGCACUUCGAGGAA
Prorocentrum cordatum is the source of this 1048-nucleotide messenger RNA. The record is from the annotation of a GenBank genome assembly. Lineage: Eukaryota; Dinophyceae; Prorocentrales; Prorocentraceae.